Messenger RNA from Phytomonas sp. Hart1, 2166 nucleotides. The record is from the annotation of a GenBank genome assembly. NCBI's taxonomy places the organism in Eukaryota, Euglenozoa, Kinetoplastea, Trypanosomatida, Trypanosomatidae.
AUGACUCGUCGUGGGAUUGAGCCCGAUGCGUUGAUGUAUACGUCUCUUAUCAAUAUCAUGGGCCGGGCUGGCCUUGAAUGGCAGGCCUAUAAACUAUUUUCACGCAUGAUCGAGUCCAAUGUUCAACCACUACCCGAAACUUAUGUGGCGUUAAGGGAGGCAACAGCAAAGCACCGAACUCAUCUUCGGGAUGAUAUUCAAGCCAAAAUCGAGCAGUCGAUGGAGACCUUCCCGGAAUACUUGGCGGAGAUAGAAUCGGCACGACAGCGCGAGGACGAUCGCAAGUGCGUUGUAAAAUUUGAGGAGUACCUCAAAGGGGAACUACCCUUAUCCGCUCCUUUAGCUUUUGGCAGUGCCGAAUCGACGCCGUCUUCGACGAUGAAUCUUCACACUUCCAUGACGUCAUCCACCACAACCUCCUCUUCCUCUACCGCGAAGACGGUAGCUACGAUGCACAUCCGUAAUCCAACUGAUGCCUGGGCCACUGCGAAAAUGGCAGAAAAAAUUCGUGAUCGCCCACAUCAGUUGGCUAAAGGGUUCCAAGCUGAAACUCUCCGUGAGGCUCUGCUGAAGUUAGACGAGGAGGAGCUUCAAAUCUACCUCGCCUCGCAGCGGCAGCUGCGGCAUGGAAGCAAGCCGCAACUCGUGCAUCGUAUUUUGGAGAAUGUAAACGAGCAUGCCAUUUCUGCCAUGUUGGCACGUCGUAAUUAUUACUUUCGAUCUGUGGAAAAGCUGCUUGCGGCGGACCUGCAGGAAUUAAAAAGUUCCACAGCGGACCAACCCAAUGAUAAUCCGCACAACACACCCCAUGAGGCCUACUUUGUGGCGGAUCCUUCUUUACAGGAGAAGGAACAGUUGUCUUCUGGCCCUGAGAUCCUUUUAACUCCAUGGGGACACAUUCGGAAGCCUUUCAAGAUUCGAUGUCAUGAGGAUUCGAUCGAUUCAAAAGGUUCUAGACCAAGCGAGCGCCUUGAACGGCUUUGCUUAUUAGAGCCUGAAUUGAUGCUUGUAUGGCGAAAGUCGCAAAAUCAAGAGCUUGACGAGAUUCCGGAAAGUCUUCUGCGGCGCUAUGCUUACCAGUUUCAGCUCCGUUGGCGUCGACGGGUGCCACUUUCCCUCAUUCAUGCCGUUCAGUGGCACGCGACGAUGUUUUUACCCAUCCUCCUCACAAAGAAAAAAGGGGCCCCCGGCGAUGUCGAGACUUCAGACGAAAGUUCUUUUUCCACACAAUACCCAUUCCCAACCCCACCGGCGCGCCUUCGCCAACAGCAGGAGGAGGAUGGAAUGCGGCAAACACUCGAGAAUUAUGAGGCAUUUCGCAUUAUUUCUCAGCGCACCAACAAUCUACAGGUGGUGGAUGACAAGGAGAUUAACCUGCACCUAAAGCGCAUCCGACGUGAGAACCUGCGAAAAGAACAGAAAGACGAGGACUAUUUACGCCGGGAGCAGAAUAUCUUAUCCAUGGCAAGUUUGGCGGCUUCCGCGCACGAUUUCACCCCGAUUGACCCCCCAGAGAGUGAGAACCCCAGUCGUGUUCUGGGGAUUGCUAACCACACUCAGGGGUUUCUCACUGACGAGGCUGGCGUUUUUCCCGAAAAGCCGCACCGAGAGCCAAUCAAGACGAGGGCUGCUCAUCCGGGUCAAGACGCCGGGGAAAUCGUGGGAGGUUCCGGGAAUACCAAGGGGGAUGGGGUUAAGGGCGCUGUAGGGGAGGAUCCGAACGAGAUCCCACCCUGGGUGCUCUUUUCUGAGCAGGAGGAGUAUAACUUGUCCACUGGACAUUUUGGUGACCCCGAGAUGGGCCGCUACCAAGAGCUGAGUGACUCCAAAUUUCGACUAUUACCGUCUCGACUGGCUGAGAAGAAGUGGUCGGUGGAUCGGCACCUGCUGCCUGAUUCGCUUAAAGAUGUUGUGAAAUCUGCGGAACUAAAGCAGGCCGAACGUCUCAAAUCCGUGGAGAAGGAGUACCACCGCCGACUUGAAUACAAAAAGUAUCGAAAGUGGGAUAACUUUUUGAGAAAGGCUAAAGAGGCGUCUGUUAUUGCAAAAGAGAAGAAUGGAUCGGUUCAACCCAUCCCGGCAAAAAAGCGUUUAGCACAACUCCUGCGAAACGGAAAGGACCGGGCAAAGGUUUCCGAAAGCGUUCGUGAACGUUUUAAUCGCUGA